Messenger RNA from Seminavis robusta, 303 nucleotides. The record is from the annotation of a GenBank genome assembly. Lineage: Eukaryota; Bacillariophyta; Bacillariophyceae; Naviculales; Naviculaceae.
AUGACAUCUAUCUACCAAGGAACCAACACUGCCAACGGCGCCAACAACAGCAACAGCAGCAACAACAACAUGAAGCCUGCUUUUGUUUCCCGUGGACUUGUUCAGCAACGCAUGGACAAAUUGGAAGAAGUGUGUGCUGCCCAACGUGGCCUCAAGAUUGUCAAAAAGUCCAAGUGGCAGGUGGGUGGUUCGGGUUACGGAUCUGGUGUGUACUACAAGAAGAAGACGGAAAUGCGCUUUGAAGAUGCCAAUGGCAACAAGGUCCCCAUUGUCAAGAACUUUGGCAACAACUAUGCCAAGUGA